This is a messenger RNA of Micropterus dolomieu (smallmouth bass), 2196 nucleotides long. Its product is annotated as protocadherin gamma-A6-like. Gene Ontology annotation, cellular component: plasma membrane. Gene Ontology annotation, molecular function: calcium ion binding. Gene Ontology annotation, biological process: homophilic cell-cell adhesion. The coding region runs from base 88 to 2196 and encodes 702 amino acids. The transcript has 2 exons. The record is from RefSeq and is a predicted model, not a curated record. Lineage: Eukaryota; Metazoa; Chordata; Actinopteri; Centrarchiformes; Centrarchidae.
CAUCUGUUUAUUUUCAUUUGAACAUAUUCUUAUUGUGACGCCGAUUUUAACAUUUUUUGUGGCGCAGCGAAAACUGUGAAUCGAACAAUGAGACGGCAAGUACUGUUUUUGAUCUUGAUCUUCUCUGUCGGUUCAGUUGUGGGCCAGGUCAGCUACUCUAUUCCGGAGGAAAUGGCAAAGGGUUCUGUAGUGGGCAACAUUGCACGGGAUUUAGGUUUAGAUGUAAAAAGACUGAAGUCAGGUAAAGCCCGUAUAUUUACGGGAGACAGUGCAGAGUACAUCGAGCUGAGCAGAGAAAGAGGAGUCCUCCUCGUGAAAGAGAGGAUCGACAGAGAGUCGCUCUGCAGACAGACGACGCCUUGUGCGUUACAUUUGCAGAUUAUUCUAGAAAACCCAAUGGAGCUUUUUCGAAUAACAGUGGAGAUAACCGAUAUCAACGACAACAGCCCCAAUUUUAAAAGUGACGAGAAACGUUUUGAAAUUAGCGAAUCCGCAGUUACAGGAUCUAAAUUUGUGUUAGACAGAGCGGUUGACGCCGACAUUGGCGUAAAUGGCCUGAAGAAUUACAGCUUGAAACCUGCAGAUAAUUUUGUACUGAAGAUACAAAGUCAUGCAGAUGGAAAUAAAAAGGUCGAAAUGGUCCUACACAAGCCGUUAGAUCGAGAGAAAGAGGAACAAAUGUCAUUGUUGUUAACAGCUGUAGAUGGAGGGGAACCUCAAAUGUCCGGUACGGUAAAGAUUUAUGUGACUGUGCUCGAUGCAAACGACAAUGCUCCUGUUUUUAUGCAGUCGGUUUACAAGGCUGCCAUAGCGGAACAUUCUCAAAAAGGAACAACAUUGACAACAGUGAGUGCUUCUGAUGCAGAUAAAGGAUCAAACGGGGAAGUUUAUUAUUCAGUUUCGACCACUGUGGACGGUGUGUCUGACAUUUUUACAAUAAAUGAAAACGGAGAAGUAAUAUUAGUUGGUGAUGUUGACUUUGAAAAGGCCAAGCAUUAUCAAAUUGAUAUUGAGGCUAAAGACAGUGGUGGUCUUUCUGAUUCCAGUAAGAUUAUUGUUGAUGUUAUUGAUAUUAAUGAUAACAAGCCUGUAAUCAGCAUACUUUCCAAAUCUGAUUCAAUCCUAGAAGACUCUCCCCAAAAUACAGUUAUAGUUAUGUUCAGUGUCCUUGACCCAGAUUCAAGUAACAAUGGUCAAGUGAACUGCAGAAUAAACGACAACAUCCCAUUUACUAUUACAACUUCUUCAAAUGAUUUUUAUAGCUUAGUGACAGACAGUGAUUUAGACAGAGAGAGAGCCUCCGAGUAUAAUAUAACAGUGACCUGCUCUGAUGAGGGAGUGCCCUCCCUCUCCAGCAGCGUCACUCUCACCUUACAGAUCUCUGAUGUGAAUGACAACGCGCCUGUUUUUGAGAGGAGCUCAUAUGAGGCCUACAUUGUAGAAAACAACACACCAGGCCUCUCUAUAUUCACAGUGAAAGCCAGAGACGCUGACUGGAACCAGAAUGCGCGUGUUUCUUACAUACUGGAGGACUCCUCUGUUAACGGAGUGCCAGUCUCCUCAUAUGUGUCCGUUAGUGCUGAUAGUGGAGUCAUCCAUGCAGUGCGCUCUUUUGACUACGAGCAGAUCAAAGACUUCCAGUUCCGCGUCAAAGCGCAGGAUGGAGGCUCCCCUCCACUCAGUAGCAACGUGACUGUGAAAAUAAUGAUCCAGGACCAGAACGACAACCCCCCUCAGGUUCUGUACCCAGUCCAGACUGGUGGCUCUCUGGUGGCUGAAAUGUUCACUGACUUUACACACGACAAGGAGUACAAUGACAACCUGACUUUUUACUUAGUGCUGGCUUUGGCUGUAGUUUCCUUCCUCUUCAUCACGUGUUUAGUGGUUAUUAUAUCAGUGAAAAUCUACAGAUGGAGACAGUCUCGCGUCCUGUAUCACUCCAAUCUCCCUGUGAUUCCGUAUUAUCCACCACGUUACUCAGACACUUUGGGGACAGGGACUCUCCAGCACGUGUACAACUACGAGGUGUGCAGGACGACUGACUCCAGAAAGAGUGACUGUAAGUUCGGCAGAGCUGGUAGUCAGAACGUGCUGAUAAUGGACCCCAGUUCUACAGGGACGAUGCAGCGGAUACAGAGUGAAAAGAGCAUCCUGGAUGAACCAGACUCUCCUCUAGAGGUUAGUCUCAUGGAAUGA